CUUUGCGUGCGAACUGCGAAGAGCUGCCAUUAGAGAUAGAGAACUUGCCAUAAGAAAUCAUAAACACCUGUCCGCUCGUUUCGCGAAAGCCACGGAGAAAAGUGAGCCAUCAAUCCAACCAAAGGCAACGAUGCAGAGAUCGAGACGACGUUGUGAGGGCACGGCUAUGGGCGCCAUCGUCCUCGAUCUUCAACCCGGCCUUGGACUUGGCCCCUUCAAUCUCGGAAUGCCAAUCUGUGAAGCAUUUGCACAAAUAGAGCAGCGGCCCAACAUCUACGACGUUGUCCAUGUGAAAUACUUCGACGAGGAGCCACUGAAACUUGAUAUCGUUAUCAGCUUCCCAGAUCAUGGUUUUCAUCUUCGAUUUGACCCGUGGUCACAGAGGUUACGUCUUAUUGAAAUAUUUGAUGUGAAGCGACUUCAAAUGCGAUAUGCUACUUCUCUGAUUGGAGGACCAUCAAAUCUUGCUACCUUUGUAGCUGUAUAUGCGCUUUUUGGGCCAACUUUUCCGGGAAUUAAUGACAGAGAUAGAAGUGUUUACACUCUAUUCUAUCCAGGACUUUCAUUUGCAUUUCCAAUACCAAGCCAAUAUUCAGAUUGUUGCCAUGAUGGAGAAGCUGAGCUACCAUUGGAGUUUCCUGAUGGCACCACACCAGUUGCAUGUCGUGUCUCCAUAUUCGAUAGUUCUACAGUAAAAAAGGUUGGAGUAGGUGCCUUAAUGGAUAAGGCCUCUGCUCCCCCAUUACCUGCGGGCAGUCUCUAUAUGGAGGAGGUCCAUGUUAAGCUUGGUGAUGAAUUAUACUUUGCUGUGGGUGGCCAGCAUAUUCCUUUUGGUGCUUCACCACAGGAUAUUUGGACUGAAUUAGGCCGGCCUUGUGGAAUCCAUCAAAAGCAGGUAGAUCAAAUGGUUAUUCAUUCUGCUUUGGAUCCCCGUCCCAGGACAACCCUGUGUGGUGAUUACUUCUACAACUAUUUUACCCGUGGUUUGGACAUCUUAUUUGAUGGCCAGACACACAAAAUCAAGAAGUUUGUUUUGCACACCAACUACCCUGGUCAUGCUGAUUUCAACUCAUACAUCAAGUGCAAUUUUGUAAUCCAUGUUUCAGGUUCUUUUGAUGAAAUCAACUGUAAAAACUCUAUAACCCCCAGCACGAAGUGGGAAGAUGUGAAGGAAAUCCUUGGGGACUGUGGGCGAGCUGCCAUCCAAACACAAGGUUCAACAAACAAUCCUUUUGGAUCUACUUUCGUCUAUGGCUAUCAAAAUGUUGCAUUUGAGGUAAUGAAAAAUGGUUACAUCGCCACAGUUACUCUCUUCAAGUCAUGAUGUAUGCGCGCCCUUGCUGCCUGCCCUCACGUCAGUUUGCUCCAAGCCAAUCAUGGAAUUAGGGAAGAUUGGUUCUUACUCUUGUUCAAUUUGUAAUGGUUGUUUAAAGAAAGUUAAGUGCGCUUUGGAUAAGGUUUAGUCUCCAGCGCUGGUUUGGUUAUGUGGAUUAUCUGAUUUGGGUACAGCUUGUUUAUGUAUAGUCUCACCCUGUAUGGAAGCAGCACAAAACACUCCAGUAGAAAUUUUCAUGGACAGCAUGAAUGGUGUACAUAAUUAUUGAUUUGUAUAUAAAUAUUAUACUGUUCUUAUUA
Messenger RNA from Cucurbita pepo subsp. pepo (vegetable marrow), 1635 nucleotides. Its product is annotated as PHAF1 protein At3g51130. The record is from RefSeq and is a predicted model, not a curated record. Lineage: Eukaryota; Viridiplantae; Streptophyta; Magnoliopsida; Cucurbitales; Cucurbitaceae.